This is a messenger RNA of Rotaria socialis, 2280 nucleotides long. NCBI's taxonomy places the organism in Eukaryota, Metazoa, Rotifera, Eurotatoria, Philodinida, Philodinidae. The record is from the annotation of a GenBank genome assembly.
AUGACAAGUGUUCCACAACCGUCAGUAACAUCUGGUGAACACGAUUGUCUUAUGGCCGAAACACAAAUUCGACCAGCUUCAACGUCAACGAAAAAACAUAAAAAUUCAACAAAUUGGCUUAAAGCUCAUUUAUGUCAAAAUAAACUCACAUUUGGUUUAUGUCUUUCACUUGUACUUGCUAUUGCCAUUGUUAUUUCUUUACUGUUUUUAUAUAUUUUACAUACACGAGUACGAAUAGACAGACAAUUAUGUUUAACACCUGAAUGCAUCUCAUUAGCAGCUGACACAUACAAUGCAAUGGAUAUAGCAGUUGAUCCGUGUGAAGAUUUCUAUCAAUUUGCUUGUGGUAAUUGGGAUAAAAGCCAUCCAAUACCUGAGGGUCGUAAUGUACGUUCCUCAUUUGAAUCAUUUGUCAAUGACGUUGUUGAUCUUUAUCGCGAAUUACUUCGUAAACCUAUUCUUGAUACUGAGCCAGACGCUGUAAGAAAGCUUAAAAUAUUUUAUCAAACAUGUGUUAGUACAGAUCGAGAUUCGUCCGCAGUUGAAAAUGCAACACUUGAUUUAUUGCUUCAUCAUUUGGAUCGUUUUGGUGGAUUUCCUCCUCUUUAUGGCGAGCAAUGGAAACCGAAAUUAUCUCUUGAACGAUUACUUGCGGAGCUUCAUGUAAAAUUUAAUACUGAACCAUUAUUUGAACUUAAAGUCGCAGCUGAUGAUAUGAAUAAUACUCAACAUAUUAUUUUGAUUAAUCAUCCAUCAGUAUUUUUACAAGCGUCAGCAGCCUAUGAGUCCAAAGAUGAAAUAGAUGCUUAUUUGAAAUUUAUGGUUAGUGUAGCUAAGAGUUUGGGUGUUGAACGAACAUUGGCAAACCAUGACAUGCAACGAAUACUCAAUAUGGAGAUAGCACUCGCCAACAUUCGCGAUGAUCAACCAUCAAAUACUGUGAUUGAUUUUUAUAAUAAAAUAAGUGUUCGUGACUUACAAAAUAUGGUACCUUCGAUCAAUUGGACAGAAUAUUUUCAUAUUGUUUUCAAAGAAUAUAUCCCAUUAGAUGAACGUGUUAUCGUACUCUAUGCUACUAAAUAUAUUGAAGAUCUUGAAAAGCUUAUUCGUCAAUAUGAUUCACGUACUAUAGCAAGUUAUUGUUUGUGGCGUGUUAUUGCUAGUCUCGUACCUGACAUGAGUAAGAAUUUUCGUGAAGCACAUCUCGAACUUGUACGCUAUACUCAGGGAGGCGUUCCUCAUGGUAUCGGUUCACAUUGUUUAUUGAACCGAGCUGAUGAAGCAUUUGCCCAACCGAUGACAUAUCUCUAUUUAAAAUCUCAAUCGGAUGAUAAUAUUCGCGAAGAACUACAAGAACUUAUUCAAAAUAUUCGAAGUACAUUCUACGAAACAAUCAAACGUAAUACUUGGAUGACAAAUGAUACGAAAAAAGUAGCACUUGCUAAAGCACAAUUAAUGAGCGAAUUUAUAGCUUAUCCACUUGAAAUACUCAAUAAAACUUAUUUAAAUUUCAGUCAUUCUCAUUUAAAUAUUUCUUUUGAAAGCCAUUUGAAAAAUGUUAUCGGUCUAUUGGAAAAUGAAGUAAAGAAAAAUAUUGCUCUCUUUCGAAAACCAGUCGAUAAGAAACAAUGGAUGACAAGUUCAGCUCAAGUGAAUGCGCUCUAUGAUAGUAAUCGUAACGCUAUUAUUAUACCUGUUGGUAUGACACGACCAUUUCUUUAUAAUUCAAAAUUUCCACAUUUUGUUAUCUAUGGUCGUAUUGGUAUGGUAAUAGCGCAUGAAAUCAUACAUGGUUUUGAUACCAAUGGCCGUUAUUUUGAUGAGCACGGAAAUUUAUUUCAAUGGUGGAAUAAUGAAACCGAUGCUACAUAUCGAGAAACUGAACGUUGUAUUGUUGAGCAAUAUUCAAAUUAUACCUAUGAACAAGUGAAUAUGACAUUGAACGGGAAUACAACUCGUUCAGAAAACAUAGCUGAUAUAGCUGGAACAGAAUUAGCGUUUCUUGCUUAUAAACAAUGGCUAAAAGUACACGGCGAUGAACAUCGACUACCAUUACUUGGUCGAUACAAUUCGGAACAAAUGUUUUUUAUAGCUUUUAGUCAAAUAUGGUGUGGAAAUUAUUUAAACGAACGUUUACGAAAAGAUAUACGUGACAUGAUUCAUACGCCAUUUCGAUAUCGAAUGAUUGGUUCGUUGCAUUCAAGUCAUCACUUUAGUCGAGCAUUUCAAUGUGACUCAAAUGCAAAAAUGAAUCGACAAACAAAAUGCACUGUCUUUUAA